Messenger RNA from Diversispora eburnea, 244 nucleotides. Lineage: Eukaryota; Fungi; Glomeromycota; Glomeromycetes; Diversisporales; Diversisporaceae. The record is from the annotation of a GenBank genome assembly.
AACACAUCCAAAUUGUAUUGGUAUUUGGGCAUUUGAUAAUGCAACCUCACAUACAGCUUAUCAAGCUGAUGCUUUAUUAGUGAGCAGAAUGAAUAAAGGACCAGGGGAUUCAGUACCAAAAAUGCGUAACACAAUUUGGAAUGGACAAUGGCAAUCAAUGAUAAUUGAAGAAGAUUUUUUCAUCAUGGAUAAAAAAACAAAACAACAAAUUAAUCUUCAUGGUGAGCCUAAAGGAAUUGAAUGG